Colletotrichum truncatum is the source of this 1335-nucleotide messenger RNA. The record is from RefSeq and is a predicted model, not a curated record. Lineage: Eukaryota; Fungi; Ascomycota; Sordariomycetes; Glomerellales; Glomerellaceae.
AUGACAUCAGGGGAGCCAAAAUUAGUCUGCAAGCACUGUCACCAAGUUUUCAAUCAUCCAACAAUCAAAAACUCUGGUACAAGUGCUAUGCAACGACACCUCGCUGCAAAGUCUUGUAAGACUCGACGUUUAGGCGCAAACCAGGUGCCUGGUACCCAAUUGAAAGCAGUCUCGGAGCAUCAAGCAUUAGUUUACUGUAUUGUUGGAUCCAACUUAGCGCUUAAUACUGUUGACAACUUAAGUUUCCGGCAAUUCUGUUCACACCUGAAUCCUCUCUACCACCUCCCAUCUCGAAAGACGCUCCGAAGCUGGAUAUCCGAGGAGGCCUUACGCAUUCAACACCAUACUCUUCAGCUAAUUCCGCCUGGUAGCUAUGUCUCUCUGAUGAUUGAUAUCUGGAGUACACCUGGGUUAAAAUAUUCACUGCUUGGUGUUUUAUGCCAUUUUAUCGACAAGCACUGGAGGUUACAACAGGUUCUUCUUGGUGCUAUUGAUAUGACAGAUGGUCAUACAGCCUCUAAGCAAGCAACGGCUUUAUCGACUCUGUUAGAAAAUAUUCGCCAGAGGACGAAGAAGACAAUUCGAUUUCAGACAGUCUCUGCAGACAACGCAAGUUCUUUUAAGCCAAAAGUCCUAGCACAAGAACUUGCAAAAGGGUCGACAUCCACAGUACAGCCGAUAUAUCAUAUUCGCUGUUUAGCCCAUAUUUUCAACCUUGUUGUUCGAGCGAUUUUUGAGGCUCUUCGAAUUUCGAUGGUAGAAGCCUCUACAGAGUUUGAGCCUUCUACUACUCGAGCUAAAGAUCAAGAGGACUCUGACGAUGAUUUUGAUACUGAAGAUUCUACUGCUGGGGAAAAUCCUUUUGGAGCUGUUAUUCAAAAGAUUCGUGACCUCGCAGUUUCCCUUAAGCUUUCUAGUAAGAAGACGCAAGAGUUUCUCGACCUCCAGAAAUCGACUCGCAUUGGCCAGCGACCACUACGCCUCCUCCGCGAUGUUAAGACAAGGUGGAACUCUACUACACUUAUGUGUCUCCGCGCAAGAGAGCUUAAAACAACGAUUUCAGCUUGGGUUGAAAAGCACUCUCUACAGGAACAAUUCUCUCUUGUGGAGACCGAUUGGGAGGCUCUUGAUAUUCUGCUUGAUAUCACCAGCCCGUUUUUACUCUUUACAAACAUCCUCAGCCGGUUAAAUGACCUUACCCCUGGUCAUACCUUUACUUUAUUACAAGUUGCAACAGUUCACUUGUACUUUUGCGCCUCUGCACUUAAAGAUAAAGUUACUAGCAAAGACUUUACUUGGAUAUCAAUCCUUCAGGCUGCUACGAAAAAGGGCUAA